AUGUGGGAAACGAGGGUCCAAUUUCCAACACGCGACACCUCUAGACUCGGGAGGAAAGUGGCGCGGUACUACGUGGGAGUUAAAUCAAAGCCAAUGCAAAAAGACUUCGAGAUAAAACCGAGCGUGCACGCGAUGUGGGAAACGAGGGUCCAAUUUCCAACACGCGACACCUCUAGACUCGGGAGGAAAGUGGCGCGGUACGAAGACCGCACCACGUGCUCAAGGGCCGGCCGGGCCCUUGAGCACGUGGAGCACGUGGUCCUUAAUGUU
Messenger RNA from Iphiclides podalirius (scarce swallowtail), 270 nucleotides. NCBI's taxonomy places the organism in Eukaryota, Metazoa, Arthropoda, Insecta, Lepidoptera, Papilionidae. The record is from the annotation of a GenBank genome assembly.